CGCCAUUUUGCGAGGCAGCGGCAGUGGCGGCGGCAGCGGCGGCUGGAGCCUCUGAUUGGGUUUCGGGGUCCGGUACUGGAGCCAAUCAGCGCGGGCAGCGAACCGGGGGAGCGAGGCACGGAGUGCAUUUCGCAGUCUUCUAGGAUCUCCUGAGUGAAACUCACUGUGGACAGGAUUCUAACUUGGAGGGAUCAUGGAGCAGUAUACAGCAAACAGCAAUAGUUCGACAGAGCAGAUUGUUGUGCAGGCUGGACAGAUUCAGCAGCAGCAGCAGGGUGGUGUCACUGCUGUCCAGUUGCAGACUGAGGCCCAGGUGGCAUCCGCCUCAGGCCAGCAAGUCCAGACCCUCCAGGUAGUUCAGGGACAGCCAUUAAUGGUACAGGUCAGUGGAGGCCAAUUAAUCACAUCAACUGGCCAGCCCAUCAUGGUCCAAGCUGUCCCUGGUGGACAAGGUCAAACCAUCAUGCAAGUACCUGUGUCUGGGACUCAGGGUUUGCAGCAGAUACAGUUAGUCCCACCUGGACAGAUUCAGAUCCAGGGUGGGCAGGCUGUGCAGGUGCAGGGCCAGCAGGGCCAGACCCAGCAGAUCAUCAUUCAGCAGCCCCAGACAGCAGUCACUGCUGGCCAGACCCAGACCCAGCAGCAGAUUGCUGUCCAGGGACAGCAAGUGGCACAGACUGCCGAAGGGCAAACCAUUGUCUAUCAGCCCGUGAAUGCAGAUGGCACCAUUCUACAGCAAGUUACAGUCCCUGUUUCAGGCAUGAUCACCAUCCCAGCAGCCAGCUUGGCAGGAGCACAGAUCGUUCAGACAGGAGCCAACACCAACACGACCAGCAGUGGGCAAGGGACUGUCACUGUGACACUACCAGUGGCAGGCAAUGUGGUCAAUUCAGGAGGGAUGGUCAUGAUGGUGCCCGGUGCUGGCUCAGUACCUGCUAUCCAAAGAAUCCCUCUCCCUGGGGCAGAGAUGCUCGAAGAAGAGCCUCUCUAUGUGAACGCCAAACAGUACCACCGUAUAUUAAAGAGGAGGCAAGCCCGGGCUAAACUAGAGGCAGAAGGAAAAAUCCCAAAGGAAAGAAGGAAAUACCUGCACGAGUCUCGGCACCGUCACGCCAUGGCUCGGAAGCGAGGUGAAGGUGGACGGUUUUUCUCUCCAAAGGAAAAGGAUAGUCCCCAUAUGCAGGAUCCAAACCAAGCAGAUGAAGAAGCAAUGACACAGAUCAUCCGAGUGUCCUAACCCCAGGCCCUGUGAUGGAGCAGAUCAAGGUCAUGUUCCUUGCCAUGUUUCCCACUGUUCCUGGAAAUUGAUCACCUCUUCCAAUGGGACACUGACGAUUCCGUGCUGCCCUUUUCUACAGGACAAACCACUUAGUUUUUAAUAAGUGGCUCAGUAUUAUAAUUGCAGCAAUGUCUGGCAAAUUGAAGUCGCAAGCCUUUGUCUCGCCCUUUCAGACAGGACCUAUUUCAGACUGUUGAUGACAUUGACAUUUCGUGGAUUAGGAUGAUGCAAGGGACCUGUGCACAUAAGUGCACACACAGCACUUACGUUGGCUUCUGAAGCCAGCCAGCCAUCUUAGCAAGGGAGAACAACCUUCUCAACCAAGACUGAAAUCAGGGAAGCCGAUGCCCACUCCUUCCCAUGGAAUCUAAGCAGCAUCCAUCCCUCUGAUGUGGGAUCUCAUGCUGACUCACUGGACACUUUGUAUUCAGAGGUGGCUUCCAGGCAAGGAAGUUCCAUCUCAUGACAUGGAAACAAUAAAUUGUCUGAGAUACAUUCA
This is a messenger RNA of Neogale vison (American mink), 1778 nucleotides long. It is a transcript of the gene NFYA, whose product is annotated as nuclear transcription factor Y subunit alpha. Gene Ontology annotation, biological process: regulation of transcription by RNA polymerase II. Gene Ontology annotation, molecular function: RNA polymerase II cis-regulatory region sequence-specific DNA binding; DNA-binding transcription factor activity, RNA polymerase II-specific. The coding region runs from base 194 to 1237 and encodes 347 amino acids. NCBI's taxonomy places the organism in Eukaryota, Metazoa, Chordata, Mammalia, Carnivora, Mustelidae. Gene Ontology annotation, cellular component: CCAAT-binding factor complex. The transcript is spliced from 10 exons. The record is from RefSeq and is a predicted model, not a curated record.